ACACACACACACACACACACACACACACACACACACACACACACACACCAAGCCAUGCCUCGUCGUGAGCUGUCGGCGGAGGGGAACUGAACGUCAGACUCGUGGAGCGCCUCCCUUCCCUCCUUUCACUCGUGGACCAUCCCGCACACACACACAGCCUCAAAUGACCCGCUGACGGCUCCCCGCUCGCGCGCGCCCGGACCAUGGCAUGCGGCUCCCCUCGCGCCUCCUCCACACGUGCUGAUCAUGGGGCUCCGCUCCAGGAACGUCGCCAAUGGGUCCGAGGACAAGAGGUCCGACCUGGACCCCCACGCGGCGGACGGCACCCUGCUGCUCGUGUCCGCGGCGUCGGGUCGCGAGGACUUCAAGAGGGGCGCGGGCCAGGGCAUCGGGCUGCUGGCCAAGACCCCGCUGGGCUACACGCGCCCCGUCAAGAGGAAUAACGUCCGCCUGAGGAAGAUCCAGAACCUGAUCUACGACGUGCUGGAGAGACCGCGGGGCUGGGCGCUGCUGUACCACGCGUUCGUGUUCCUGAUCGUCUUGGGCUGUCUGAUCCUGGCCAUCCUCACCACCUUCAAGGAGCACGAGACGGUGUCGGCCCAGUGGCUGCUCAUCCUGGAGACCUUCACCAUCUUCAUCUUCGGGGCCGAGUUCGGACUGAGGAUCUGGGCGGCAGGAUGCUGCUGCCGCUACAAGGGCUGGAGAGGACGGCUCAAGUUCGCACGCAAGCCCCUGUGCAUUCUGGACAUCUUUGUGCUGAUUGCCUCUGUGCCGGUGGUGGCGGUGCGUAACCAAGGCAACGUGCUGGCCACGUCGCUACGCAGCCUGCGCUUCCUGCAGAUCCUGCGCAUGCUCCGCAUGGACCGCCGCGGGGGCACCUGGAAGCUGCUUGGCUCGGCCAUCUACGCUCACAGCAAGGAGCUCAUCACAGCCUGGUACAUCGGCUUCCUGUCCCUGAUCCUGGCCUCCUUCCUGGUGUACCUGGUGGAGAAGGACGACGGCACCAUGGAAGUGUCCGACCCCGACAACCCCACUGGCCAGCCCCAGACCCAGGACUUCGACACCUACGCCGAUGCACUCUGGUGGGGCCUGAUCACGCUGACCACCAUCGGCUACGGAGAUAAGACGCCCAAGACCUGGGCGGGACGUCUGCUGGCCGGAACCUUUGCCCUCAUCGGAGUCUCCUUCUUCGCCUUACCUGCAGGGAUCCUGGGCUCCGGUCUGGCUCUGAAGGUCCAGGAGCAGCACCGGCAGAAGCACUUUGAGAAGCGCCGACACCCGGCCGCCGGCCUCAUCCAGUCUGCCUGGAGAUAUUACGCCACCAAUCCAAUCAGAGACGACUUAAUUGCCACGUGGAGAUUCUACGAAACCAUCAUCUCGCUGCCCUGUUUCAGGAAGGACCUCGUGGAGGGGGUUUCAAGUAAGCCCGGGUUACUGGAGCGUGUGCGUCUCCCCAACGCGCGGGCCUCCAUCAGCGUGGCACGGCGGUCCCUCCCCUCCGGUAGCGCCGGCGGUAACCCGGGCAACGCCGACUGCAUCGAGGAGAGCCCCUCCAAGGAGCCCAAGCCCGCGGGCUUCAGCGGCCGCGAGCGCUUCAGGACCGCCUUCCGCAUGAAGGCCUACGCCCUGCGGCAGAGCUCCGAGGAUGGUGUUGUUCUGGCCGAUCCGUCGAUGGAGGAGAGGGGCUUCCCCCCCGAUGUCCUGAUGGAGGACAUGAUCCCGACCCUCAAACUGGUCAUCAGAGCCGUGAGGAUCAUGAGGUUCCUGCUGAACAAGAAGCGCUUCAAGGAGACUCUGCGGCCGUACGACGUGAAGGACGUGAUCGAGCAGUACUCGGCCGGACACCUGGACAUGCUCUGCAGGAUCAAGUAUCUGCAGACCAGAAUAGACCUGAUCCUGGCUCCUGGAGCUCUCCUCACUCCUAAACACAAAAAAAACCAGAAGCCCCCUUUCUCCUUCCCCUCAAACCAGUCGCCCAGACAUGACUCCUACCUGGCCAAGGAGCAGGAGCCUGAGGACCAAAGCAUGAUGGGUAGAUUCAUCCGGGUGGAGCGACAGGUGGAGGACAUGGAGAAGAAGCUGGACUUCCUGGUGGACAUGCACAUCCAGCACAGCGAGCACCUGAUGGUGGACUCGGCCGGCUCCGCCCGCAUGACCCUCGACCCCUGCGCGGUCUCCGCGGGGACCGUGCGAGGCCCCGCCUUCUACGGCCUCUCGGACGCCUUCCCUGCCCCACCCCCCCACGCCGGGCGCCACGCCUACCGGUUUCCCGUCGGCAAGGUCAACCCCUACGUCCUCGCCUUCAGCAAGGAGGGGGCCGCCAGGGCAGGCGGGGGGGACGCGGAGGGGGGGGCAGCGGGUCUCCCCCGGGGGGGGGAGGAGGGGCUCCCGCCUCCCCUCCGGCGCCCAGCGGCGUCCCCGGUGCCGACGUACACCGAGCGGCCCACCGUGCUGCCCAUCAGCUCCCUGCAGCCGCCCGCCACCAGCCCCGCCCCGCUGGACCCGCUGGGGGCGUGGCCCGUCAGGACCCCGGGGGGCGGGGUCAACCGGGGGGACGGCGGCGGCGACGACGGCGGCGGGGACACGCCCCUCUCUAUGCUGUCCGUCAACCACGAGGAGCUGGAGCGCACGCUGAGCGGCUUCAGCAUCUCCGGAGAGCGGGACGAAGAGGAGGAGGAGGAGGAGGAGGGGGAGGGCGGCGUGGGAGGGCGGAGGCAGGGCGGGGCCGGUGGGAGGAGCUACGGGGGGCGGGGCCGGCCGAGCUACUUGGCGGAGGCCGAGACGGACACGGACAGCGACCCGUUCACGCCCAGCGGCGCCGGGCCCCUCCCUUUCUCUUCCACGGGGGAGGGGCUUCCGGACACUGUGUGGAACUCACCGCCAUGAGGCUCCGCCCCCUCACCCUCAGCCACACAGGCCGCACCCUCUCUUCAGCUCCUUGACUGUAACCCCAGCCUCUGAUUGGCUCGCUUGGGAACCCCAAUGCGCUCUGGACCAAUGGGAGGCCAGAGGACACAAAGAGGAGGAGCCAGCGUCUCAUCUUUGUUACAUCUUCUGUUACAUCCAUGAGAGAGAGAGAGAGAGAGAGAGAGAGAGAGAGAGAGAGAGAGAGAGAGAGAGAGAGAGAG
This is a messenger RNA of Gadus morhua (Atlantic cod), 3128 nucleotides long. RefSeq names its product potassium voltage-gated channel, KQT-like subfamily, member 3 (gene kcnq3). Gene Ontology annotation, biological process: potassium ion transmembrane transport. The record is from RefSeq and is a predicted model, not a curated record. The transcript has 16 exons. Gene Ontology annotation, cellular component: membrane; voltage-gated potassium channel complex. NCBI's taxonomy places the organism in Eukaryota, Metazoa, Chordata, Actinopteri, Gadiformes, Gadidae. The coding region runs from base 247 to 2886 and encodes 879 amino acids. Gene Ontology annotation, molecular function: voltage-gated potassium channel activity.